Messenger RNA from Rubroshorea leprosula, 1417 nucleotides. The record is from the annotation of a GenBank genome assembly. Lineage: Eukaryota; Viridiplantae; Streptophyta; Magnoliopsida; Malvales; Dipterocarpaceae.
AGGGGAAUUAAACUCUCUGUCUCCGUUCUCUCUGUUUUGAAAUCUGGGGAAGCCAUGCUCGCUACAACUCUUUUUGCAAGAAAAUGGAAUCAUCUUUCAACAAUUAAACCCCUGUUCCUGUUCUCCAAGAUCAAGUGGUUCAUCGCUUGGUUUGGUGGAAAUCACCCCAAGGCAGAAUAUGCCAACAUCAACUGGGAUGAACUUAGAUUUUCAUUGACUCCAACUGAUUACAUGUAUGUAAUGAACUGUUUUAAAGAAGAAAAUUUCUCCAAAGGAUUUCUUGCGCCAUUCGGAAGCAUCGAGCUCAGCCCCUCAUCCGGAGUCUUAAACUAUGGACAGGGAUUAAUUGAGGGGCUAAAGGCAUACAGGAAGGAAAAUGACCAAGGAAUUCUGCUCUUUCGUCCAGAACUGAAUGCACUAAGGAUGAAGAUGGGUGCAGAUAGGAUGUGCAUGCCAUCACCAACAAUUGAGCAGUUUGUCAAUGCUGUCAAGGAAACAGUGAUUGCAAACAAGCGAUGGAUACCCCCUCCAGGGAAAGGAGCAUUAUACGUUAGGCCUUUACUCAUGGGAACAGGACCGAGCCUGGGAGUCGCGCCAGCGCCUGAGUAUACUUUCUUGGCAUAUUCUUCUCCAGUGGGAAAAUAUUUCAAGGUUCCUAUGAACUUGCUUGUUGAAGAUAAUCUAUUUAGAGCUGUUCCUGGUGGAACUGGAGGCAUCAAAUCCAUAACCAACUAUUCACCAAUCUACAAGGCAAUGAGUAAAGCAAAAACCAAAGGGUUCUCGGAUAUCCUGUUCCUGGAUGCAGCAACUGGAAAAAACAUUGAGGAGGCUUCCGCAUCCAAUAUCUUCCUUGUAAAGGGAAAUUCCAUCAUAACUCCGGCUGCUAAUGGUACUAUUCUCCCUGGAAUUACAAGGAAAAGCAUCAUUGAAAUGGCAAUGAAUUUUGGUUACCAGGUCGAGGAAAGUCCCGUUUCAUUGGAAGAAAUGCUGGGGGCUGAGGAGGUUUUCUGCACGGGAACUGCAAUGGUGGUUAAUUCUGUUGCUAGUAUAACUUAUCGGAAUAAGAGGAUGGAAUACAAAACAGGGGAGGAGACGGUGGCUGAGAAAUUGUAUGCAAUGUUAACAGGGGUUCAGACUGGCCGCAUUGAGGACAAGAUGGGCUGGACAGUGGAAAUCAAUACAUAAUUGCUUAGAGUAAGAUCUGAACUUGAAAAAAAUAUAAAUAAAACGUUAUCUUUGCCCGGAUAUACUAAUUAAUUCUACAUUUGCAGAGUCAAGCCAAAACUGCUUUCAAUGUCAUUGUAUGUUUGAUAUUUUAUUAUGGAGAGCGGAAAAUGAUAGAGGGAAAGGGACUAAUAGUCCCUCGCUAUUUGCCCCUUUUCUUUCUUAUCUUCUUUCGCCGUUUCAUAGCUGUAUC